Molecule: messenger RNA, 3951 nt
Organism: Bombyx mandarina (wild silkworm)
Lineage: Eukaryota; Metazoa; Arthropoda; Insecta; Lepidoptera; Bombycidae
Product: anoctamin-4
Biological process (GO): chloride transmembrane transport
Cellular component (GO): plasma membrane
Molecular function (GO): chloride channel activity; protein dimerization activity
Source: RefSeq, a predicted model, not a curated record
AAAAAAAAACAAAAGACAAAAUAAUUAUGUGCAAAUACAACAAUUAAAAUUAAUUAAUCCCAACAAUAAUAGUGCGAACGAUCGCUUGUGUUGUGUACGUGAGUGAUUUUGUAAUUAAUUACCUAAUUCCGUAAACGAAACAUAUUUUGCUGUAAAACAGACCAAAUAUUUUCGAACGAAAGAUGGUUGUGAUCUUGUGUGAACGAAUGAAGGUAUUUGUGACACAGCCCGCUGAGUUUCUCGCCGGAUCUUCCCAGUAAUUCUGAUAUGCAGGAGACAAAAUGGAAAACACGAAAUCACCAAGCGAAGCGCCAAUAAAGAAAACCGGGUCACGACUGAACGAGCGCGCACCCCGCAUCACGCUGCAGCAUUUAGACAAACUCGGCCAUGGUCUGGAGAAAGUCGGCCAUCUCGUUGGCCAAACGUUGGACCAGCGUUCCGUGCUGGAUCGGAUUACCUUUGAAACGGAGAGGCUGAGUCACAGCGAAGCGUCGUCGAGACGUAACAGCGACGAUGGAGGCAGAUCCAACAAGGAAAGUCUUAGGGCAGACGGCACUAACUCGGAGCCUCCCACGGCCAACGUGACCAAUCAGAACGCGUGGAAUGACCUCGCCAGCUCCACGUCUACGACCAGAACUGAAUUGAGUUUAUCAGACAGCGCAAUGGACGAGGCUUCAGAUCCUCGCCGUAGGAGCCACGAGUCGGCCCUACCAGGUACUCCGAUGCACGCCAGAACAAUGUGGAAAUCAACUGACUCGCUCGCCCCGGAGUCGGCGUUUGGAACCUCUCUAGCGGACAUCAUGGAAAGCCCUGCUAACAAGAGCAUACCCAUUGAAACGGAAGAUAAUAAGAUCCACCUCCGAGAAGACAUCAGAUCCAUCCAUUCGGACAGCUCCGACGAAAGGAAGCCGCGCGGAUGGCGCUACGUCAGAAACCUCACUUCGGCAGCGGGGGGGCUCGUUAAUAAGACCAAGGACGCUGCUGCUUUGCCCGGUACACCCUUGCCCAGUUUCCAGUCCAAGCCGGAGGACCAGGCCCCGGAGAGCCCGAACAAACCUGACAGGAAGCAGUCGUUCCCGAAAAAUCCGAAGGAAAAAGACGAAAGCCUUGGCGAAACAAACCCUGAAGGCUUAGAACCCGAGUCUUUGAUGUUUCGCGACGGCAGACGACGAAUAGACAUGGUUUUAGCGUACGAGGAGGAAGACUACGGGGUUAUGACGGAAGCUGAGGCGAAGAAACGAGAUUACAGAAGAACAUUCCAUGAAAAUUUGAUUAAGGAAGGCUUAGAACUGGAGUUGGAGAACAAAUGCCUGUCUUUUGACGAGAAGACCUGGUUCUUGAAGAUCCACAUACCGUGGAAGACCGAGAUGAGACUGGCCGAGGUUAUUGGCAUGAAGCUACCGACUAAGAGGUUCAUAUCAAUAUCUGUCCGAGCUUGGAGCGACGAGAAGCAAGUAGAGAGAGACAAAAGAUGGUAUUCAAAAUGGCGUCGGAUAUGGAAGCAGAUUUAUGAGUACGAGCACAGUAGGAUCGAGCUUGAACCUUCCUUCUACGCGGCCACAGAAAACAAAGGCGUUAGGAGAGAAGAACAGUUUUUGGUGAAAGACCGUCACACCCAGUUCUCGCCGGCACAGAGAAGUCUAUUGGUGAUGCAGAUAUUAUUAAGAGUUAGAUAUGACAAUACUGAAACUAAGAUGGGCAUACGGAGGCUGCUGAACGACGGUACAUAUCUAGGAUGCUUCCCCCUCCACGAGGGGAGGUACGACACUGACUCGGCCGACGGUACGGUCACCGAUCGAAGAUUGCUGUACUUAGAAUGGGCCAGACCCUCGAAAUGGUUCAAGAAGCAGCCCCUCUGGCUGGUCCGAAGAUAUUUCGGGGACAAAAUUGGCCUGUACUUCUGCUGGUUGGGGUUCUACACGAAGAUGCUGUACGCUCCGGCCAUUGUCGGGACGCUGUGCUUCCUGUACGGACUGGCCAGCAUGGAAUCUGGUGAUAACAUUCCUAGUCAGGAGAUAUGCGACCUCAAGGGCCCUGGGAACACCACGCUGUGCCCUCUGUGUGACAAGGCCUGCAAAUAUCAGACCCUGGCCGAUUCGUGUCUGUUCGCCAAACUCACUUACCUCUUCGAUAAUCCAGCGACAGUGUUCUUCGCGAUAUUCAUGUCUUUUUGGGCCACAACAUUUCUGGAGCUCUGGAAGAGGAAGCAGUCCGUGCUGAGAUGGGAGUGGGACUUGGGUGGCGUCGACUAUGACGAGGACCCUCGGCCAGAGUUCGAAACCUCAGCGAAGACAUUCCGCACCAACCCUGUGACCAGGGAGAAGGAGCCUUAUCUACCAGUCUGGCAGAAGACCAUGAGAUACAUCGCGACGAGCAGCGCAGUUUUGUUCAUGAUCGCGAUCGUGAUGGGAGCGGUCCUCGGGACCAUCAUCUACAGGAUCUCCAUGGUGUCAGUCAUCUACGGUGGCUCGGGGUUCUUCAUACAGCGGCAUGCGAAGAUCUUCACCGCCAUGACAGCAGCCCUGAUCAAUUUAAUCAUCAUCAUGAUUCUGACCAGGAUAUACGCCAAGGUGGCGGUCUACCUGACGAACAUGGAGAACCCUCGCACCCAAACGGAAUACGAAGACUCGUACACCUUCAAAAUAUUUUUCUUUGAGUUCAUGAACUUUUACUCUUCUUUGAUUUACAUUGCGUUCUUUAAGGGUCGUUUCUACGACUACCCCGGAGACGACCAGGCCAGGAAGUCGGAGUUCUUCAAGCUAAAAGGCGACAUCUGCGAUCCGGCCGGCUGUCUCUCCGAGCUGUGCAUACAGCUAGCUAUCAUUAUGAUUGGGAAGCAAUUCUUCAACAACUUCUUGGAACUGGGAUUCCCCAAGUUCCACAAUUGGUGGCGUCGUCGCUCGCACCGGGCCGUGACCAGGGACCCCAGCAAGCCGCACAUGGCGUGGGAACAGGACUACCACCUCCAGGACCCCGGGAGGCUGGCCUUGUUUGAUGAAUACCUAGAAAUGAUCCUCCAAUACGGUUUCGUGACGUUAUUUGUGGCCGCCUUCCCGCUGGCCCCACUGUUCGCAUUGCUCAACAACAUAGCCGAGAUCAGACUGGACGCGUACAAAAUGGUGACACAGGCGAGGCGACCUCUAGCGGAGAGGGUCGAGGACAUCGGAGCCUGGUACGGGAUAUUGCGUGGGAUAACGUAUGCGGCGGUCGUCUCAAAUGCGUUCGUGAUAGCGUACACAAGUGAUUUCAUUCCGCGUAUGGUCUACAAAUACGUCUAUUCCCCGGACAACACUCUAGCAGGAUACAUAGACCAUUCGUUGUCUCUGUUCAACACAUCAGAUUACCGGGAAGACUGGGGGGCUGACGAGAACGAAGUUGACCCCCCGGUGUGUGCGUACCGCGGGUACCGGAAUCCGCCAGACCACGCAGACCCCUACGGUCUGUCUCCGCACUACUGGCACGUGUUCGCGGCAAGACUGGCCUUCGUCGUCGUAUUCGAGCAUGUUGUAUUCGGUCUAACGGGCCUAAUGCAGCUGUUUAUACCCGAUUUGCCGAGCGAACUGCGGAUACAGAUGCAAAGGGAAGCGCUGCUAGCUAAGGAAGCGAAAUAUGAGCACGGCAGAAGAAGAUUGUCUACCGAAUACAGACAGCUGAUCACGCAGAAGAGCGACAGCAGCGGAGAGCGCCCCGCUGGUCCGUGGCUGCGUCGGACCUCCCGGGCCUCGGACGGGCUGGACGCGCACGUUGCCGUCGCCCAGAAACCUUCUUCUCCACAAAUAACGCACUGACAUCAGACGAAACGCCAUUAGAUUCAAAUACUUUUAUUUCUUAGUUGGAAACCGCUGAAAAUACGUUAAGAUUAUUUAAAACAUUAAUUUCGUCUUCUCGCAUUAAAACUGUACUAGUGGUCCCGCGGUAGUCGAAAUUCGACUAUAAUUAAUUGAAAUUAUA